Aureococcus anophagefferens is the source of this 2991-nucleotide messenger RNA. RefSeq lists its product as hypothetical. The transcript is spliced from 6 exons. Lineage: Eukaryota; Pelagophyceae; Pelagomonadales; Pelagomonadaceae. Gene Ontology annotation, molecular function: ATP binding; ATP hydrolysis activity. The record is from RefSeq and is a predicted model, not a curated record. The coding region runs from base 1 to 2991 and encodes 996 amino acids.
AUGUGCAAGCCGACGAAGAUGGUCGUGGGUAACCCGAGCAACCCGACGAUGAUCGGCCAGGCCGAGUACGCCGUCGAGAUCGACCGCCUCGACUUCGCCUACCCGCAGUCGCUGCCGACGGACGAGGCGCGCAUGGUGCUCAACGGCUUCUCCAUGCAGCUCAAGCCCGGGAGCCGGUGCCUCCUCCUCGGCGCCAACGGCAGCGGCAAGUCGACGCUGCUGAAGCUGCUCGCGGGCAAGCACCUCGUGAGCGGCGACAACGUGAAGGUCAUGGGCACGGACCCGUUCCGCGACCUCAAGCUCAACCUCACGCGCGCGUUCCUCGACACGCAGUGGGGCAUGCGCACGGUGGCCUUCGCCGGCUACGGCUGCCCGCUCCAGGCCGACAUUAGGGUCGGCGGCAUGAUGCGGAAACUGCAGGACGCGCACCCCGAGCGCCGCGACGAGCUCGUGAAGAUCCUGGGCGUGGACCCGGAGUGGCGCAUGCACCGCGUGUCCGACGGCCAGCGGCGGCGCGUGCAGCUCCUGCUCGGGCUCGUGACGACGUGCCUCGACGUCAUCGUCCGCCAGGAUCUGCUCCUGUGGCUCCAGAAGGAGUGCGAGGUGCGGGGCGCGACGGUGCUCUACGCGACGCACAUCUUCGACGGGUUGGACGACUGGCCGACGCACAUCCACUACCUGAACCGCUUCGGCAAGACGGGCUGGCAGGGCGAGAUGAAGGAUUUGGACCUCUACACGAAACUCCGCAAGGAGGGCCACCCGUCGCCGCUCCUCAAGAUCGCGACGACGUGGCUCCGCGCGGAGCUCGCCGAGUUCGGCCCGGCGACGGAGGGCGAGGACGGCGACGCCGCCAACGACAUGAAGAACCCGAACACGCUGCACGCGUUCAUCUUCCGGUUCUCCUCGCGGCAGUUGAAGACGACCAUGAGGUUCUGCUCCUGGGCGCAGCGGCUGAAGGCCGCGAGGUGCGCGUCGCACUUCUUCGUCGCGAUGGCGCUGAGCUCCUUGCGCGCCUCGUACUCGGCGUGCUUGCUCCAGGGAAAGGGGAGCCCCAUGGACGCGGCCAAGGCCAAGGAGCUCAAGAAGUACACGCGGGAGCUGCUGCGCGACCACGAGACGCUGUCCAGGAACCUCGCGGCCGCCGAGGCGCUCGCCGCGGAGCGCCAGGCCGAGCUCGACAAGCUCCAGGCCCAGGCCGAGCGCGCCCCCGAGGCCGGCGGGAACAACUACCUCUUCGGCGAGCUCUGCCGCGUCAAGGAGCGGGCCCAGCAGUCCGAGGUCGAGGCGCGGCGGCUGAGCGUGAAGCUCGACGUGGCCAAGGACCUGCGCGCCGUCGACGCCCUCGCGAGCCUCCGGCGCCGCAGCGCGCUCGCGUUCGACGGCGAGCCCGUCACGGCGCCCGGGGAGGCGGCGGCCGCGGCCGCGGCCGAGUCGGCGAACCGCCGCGUCGACGACGAGCGGCGCCGCCUGCUCGAGGCCCUGGAGGCCGCGGCGGACGCCGCGCGGCGCGCGCACCGCGGCGCCGCGUACCGCAACGGCGACGGCGCGGCGCUUCGGCUCGUCGAGGCCGUCGAGGCCGCGCUCCGGCACCGCGUCGCGCGGUCCGACGGGGGCUUCGGCCCCUUUCUGCUGGAUGCCGCGCGCGCGUGCGCGCGCCUCGAGGAGCGGCGCGAGGCCCAGGACGCCGUGCUCGUCGCCUGCGCGAAAGCGAAAGACGCGGCCGUCGCGCCCUGGCUCGAAACAAUCGGCUGGGGCCGCGGGCGCCUCGUCUUGCUGGAGCUGCUGAACCGGUCCGUCCUCGGCUUCGCGCUGCGGUGUCUGUGCGUCGAGGCGGCGCCCCCGCUCCGGUCCGCCCAGGGCGCCGUGCUCCACUACGAAAGCGGCGCGCUGCUCCUCGACGCUCCGUCCGCGGCGCGCGCCGCGGACGCGUUAACCGCGCUCGAGGCCGCGGGCGUCGCGUUCCAGCUGCGCCACGCGCGCCACGCCGUCGAGCGCCUCCGCGACGCGGCCGCGCCCGCCGCCGCGGCCGCGGAGGCGCCCGAGGUGGACGACGAGGCCGCGUCGACGGCGACGGGGCCGUCGCGCGUCGCGGACCGGGGCCCCGCGUCCGUGCGGUCCGCGCGCACGGCCCGGUCGCGCACGGCGUCGGGCGACGCGCCGCCGCCGGCGGCGUGGCCGUCACCGCGCGCGCUCGCGGCGCUGCGGCGCUUCGGCGCGAAGACGGCCGCGGCCGCGGCGCUCGACGCGGCCGCCGCGCCGUGGCGGUCCGUCGAGAUCGACGGCGUGGGCGCGUGGGUGUCCACGGGCGCGUCGCGCGCGCGGGGCAUGGACUGCGAGGUGCGCCUCCGGGACGGGCCCGACGACCACGUCGUCGUCGUCGUGCUCCAGUGGCAGUCGAGGAGCCGGAAGCUGACGUGGGCCUUCGAGGCGGCCGACGACGGCAGCUCGCUCUUCCGGCCGUCGUCGCUGUCGCCGCCGGCGUCGCCCCUCGAGGAGGAGGACGACGACGACGACAGCUCCGCGGACGGCGGCGAGGCGCCCGCGGCGCCACCGCCGCCGCCGGCCGCGGACUCGGGGCGGUACGACGUCGCCACGGGGCCCGAGGUCUGGGCCGCGGCGGACGCCGUCGCGGGCGCGGACCGGGCGUUGGGCCCCGUGCGCGAGCGCUGGGCCGUCGUGCGCGGCGACGCGGCCGUGUUUCUGACGUGCCGGCUGAAGCGGCAGCGGCGGCCGCUGCUGCGGACGCGGACCGCGCGGUUCCGCGUCGCGGCGAUGGACGCGCGGCGCUUCCACGACGUCGCGCUCGCCAAAGCCGCGGCGACGGCGAACGCCGCGGGCUGGGCUUUGGCGGAGCUCCGCGACGACCCGCCCGACGACGCGGCGAGCCACGCGGCCGCGCGGCAACUCGCGGACGCGGCGGCCUUCGGCGACCUCGAGGAGGCCGUCCGCCGCGUCUUCGGCGACGACGGCGCGCCCCACUUCGUCUUCUAG